AUGUUUUGCAACAUCGUACUCACCUGGAUAAUAUUACUUCCAACCAUCUGGGCCAUUUCAAUAUCAUCACACCUAGCGACGAAGACGGUAGUUCUCUGCUCAACAACCUAUGGCUCUUCUUCCGUUGCGAGUCUCCCAACUUCCACAUUAUCUCUCUUCCACACAACAGAACUUUUCCCUGUAAUCCUACACAACAGUACGACACUCACCACGACUAUAACGCCAAAGCCCUUUUCCACACUCUUCAGUGUUUUGACAACGAAGACGAAAUAUGUUUCUUCCGCGGCUGUGAAUGGCACGUUUUACAUUACAAGCACGAAAUUUGGGACUAGUACGGAUUGGAAGCAUGAGACGAAGACGAGGACGAGCACGGUGUAUCGGUACUUUACCUCUAGAUCUACAUAUUGGAUUGCUGAACCCAGUGGGUGGGUGGGUGUGAGGAACAGUACCUCCGAGCCCGCAGGGAAGGAGAAGAGGGAACUGGCUCAUCCUCAUGCAGCAAGAGCGAGCACCAAGAUUUCCAGCAACAAGAAACCGAAACUCGUUCGUCCGACAGAGGGAGUCUUUGCAGCUGGUGUGGAGUGUGUGCAACAGGUGCAAUUGCAUACCACGGAGGUUCUGCUACUCACAGAGACGAAGUUGGCGACCGUGACGCUGAGGCCGGAGACUGUGUUCAGCAAUCGCACAGUGUAUGGUACAAUCACAAGUACUGUGCUGCUUUUGCCUUCUUCAUCAUUGGUAAGGAGGAUGAAUGUAGCAGCUUGGUUUACUUCGCACGCUGCAUUUCCGCAUGCGUCUACUUCUGCUGCUGCUUCGACCUUGACGGCAAAUUCGACAUCCAUCUCUGCAACUUCGAACUCAACUUAUGCUCCAUCGACAUUCAACUCGACAUCAACCACAUCCUCAUCGACUACAACACCUUCUCCACCACCCCUUCCCACCGGCCCAAACGGCCUAGCCACAAACCUCACCACCAUCACAAAGACACCCUACACCAUAACCUUCACCCACACAGAAUACAAAUCCUCCAUUCUAACCCUCACCCGCCACGCCACCACAACAUUAACCUCUCACUCUGCCUGCGCAACCCCGCACCUACUUUCGCAAAACAGUAGGAAUUUGCGGGUUAAUGGUUUUAGUGCUUUGGAGGGUGGGGGCUUGGAGAAAGUGCAGACAGAGGGGGCAGGGGAGUGUUGUGAGAUAUGUAUGCAGAGGGAGGGGUGUGGGUGGGGGGUUUGGGAGGCUGAGGGACGGGAGAAGGGGGCUUGUUAUUUGAUACUGGUUGAUAUUGAGGGUGUGGAGAAGGAUAUGGAAGGGAAAGAGGGUGAAAGGGAAGGUAGUUGGGGGAAGCAAGAUGUGCAAGGGUACUUUGGGUAUAAGACGGGGAAUGGAGAGGUGAGGUAUGUAGUUAGUAAUGGUCUUUGUGGUCGAUUAUUAGAAGCGUGA
Aureobasidium subglaciale EXF-2481 is the source of this 1446-nucleotide messenger RNA. RefSeq lists its product as uncharacterized. Bases 1 to 1446 code for a protein of 481 amino acids. The transcript has a single exon. NCBI's taxonomy places the organism in Eukaryota, Fungi, Ascomycota, Dothideomycetes, Dothideales, Saccotheciaceae. The record is from RefSeq and is a predicted model, not a curated record.